AUGGUUAACUUCCCCACCGCCGCAGCUUCAGCAUUCAAAAAGUUUGUCGAUCAAACCGGUUCUCCUUACCAUUCAGUUCUUCAAUGCGAAAAGCUCCUCAAAAACGCCGGUUUUAAGCGCCUUAGCGAGCGGGACAAUUGGCAUCUCUCACGAGGCGGCAAAUACUACACCAUUCGUGACGGUUGCGAAGUCUUCUCCUUCGUUAUUGGCAAAGACUUCGACCCUUCCACUUCAAGUAUGGUCAUUAUUGGUACCCACACAGAUUCUCCUUGUUUGCGUUUGCGUCCGAAUUCGGCGAGAGAAUCAGAGGGUAUGCUGCAACUCGGUGUCACCCCUUAUGGUGGCGGCUUGUGGCACACUUGGUUUGAUCGUGGUCUCGGGCUAGCUGGCAAAGUAGUGUAUUCUCAUGAUGGUAAAAUACAUGAGAAAUUGGUGCGAGUGGACCGUCCGGUUGCCAUUCUGCCCAAUUUGUGUCGUCAUCUGCAGAGUAACGAGGAGAGGGCAGCGUUCAAGUUCAAUCCUGAAGAGCACCUCAUCCCCGUAUUUUGUUCUAAGAAGCAUGCGACCACCGAAGAGCGCAUUC
Messenger RNA from Perkinsus marinus ATCC 50983, 583 nucleotides. RefSeq lists its product as hypothetical. Gene Ontology annotation, molecular function: aminopeptidase activity; zinc ion binding. The annotation marks the transcript as partial. NCBI's taxonomy places the organism in Eukaryota, Perkinsozoa, Perkinsida, Perkinsidae. The transcript is spliced from 2 exons. Gene Ontology annotation, biological process: proteolysis. The record is from RefSeq and is a predicted model, not a curated record.